AUGGCUCGCGCGUCCGCCGCCGCCUUGACUGUUGAGAUCGCCGUCACGGAUGAAGCGACAAGUGCCGACGGUGGAGUUGGACUCAGGAGGUAUCUUUUGGAACAGUGCAAGUGUGGGCAGAUGACUGCCACGGCUGUCAGCACUACAGCAUGGUGGGCUACCAAAGCAGGGGCAGUUGGCAUCGACGAUCUUGCCCUUCACCCGUCCGGCACUCAUCAUUCAGAACACCUAAGUGCGGCGAUCCAAACUAGAGCAGAUACCGCGUUCUACACUGCGGGAGCUCCUAUGUGGGACAGCGAGACCAACCGCAGAGUAUUAGUGGACUUUCCUGUCAACUUGCCGCAUGAACAGUUUGCAGAGGAAUGGUUUCACGACCCGUCAGCAUGGGACCCCGCCGGAUUCGAUGCAAUGAAUCUUUCGCCAGUGUUCCACACCCAUGAUCGCAUCGUAGCAUGGUCGUGCAACAUCCUCGCUGAGGGGACCCACCCAGAGUUUAACCACUUAGGUCUGCCAUUUGCCGACGAGCUCCGCCACAGCCAGAGGGGAUUUCCACUCGCAGAUGGACGCGUUUGCGCUCUCACCGAGAUGCGGGCAGACUUACUGGAGAUAGUGCAAUCUCUUGGGCUGAAGAAUUUUUCGAACUACCUCAACCCUUGUUUUGCAUGCUCCAGUAAUCGAGAUUCCCUGCGCGACUUCCCAGCCACAAUGGAAGAUAACGCAUGGCUUCAGCGGGACGCCACAGCCUACGAUAUCACGUUGAUGCGAGCUUUGGUCAAGAGAGAGGUGCACGACAAGCGCGCUCUUAAGAAUCUCAUGAAAUCUAUGGCAUUUGGCGACAAGUCGAGCGGCUGUACAUUAUGUGAGGACUUCGCCCCGUUGGAUCUCAAGAAGGGCUGCAGGCUCAUCGAGGCAGGGGAGGUCGUCGACGUACACGAUUUGAUGAGUAUAGAACUGCCAGCUGUGUUCACUUUCUUUGACACAAAUAUCAAUAUGGGCUUAAACGUCGUGUGCCCUCUCUUCAUUAUCAAGGGAUUCACCGUCCAGCGCUCGCAGGCGCACCUGCUCCCGCAGAGACGCCGCGACCAGGUCGGAAAGAUCACGUUCAAGAUGUUCGACAAAGGCAGGCUGAAAGCCAAGGCUGCGGAAUCUCGACACCUUCUUCCGUUGGCACCCCUGCUGUGCAGGGGGAACGCGCACCUCUUUGGCCAGCAGAGCGGCUUGCUCGCCGCGGCGCGCGAGGCGCUGGAGAACGUACAAGAUGUGAUGCAGAGAGAGCCGCGGUCGCCCGCGGGCGCCGGCGCCCCGCAGCUGGCGCUCUGCACAGCCGUGGGCGCGACUGUGAUCGUGUUGCGCCUGUUGUCGCGCCCUCAGACGCCCUCCCCGUCUCUUCAAGACGUUGGCAAGAUUGGCCUUGAGCAGCAGAAACGUGUCGUCGUGAACGACAUGGUAGAGGGCAUGGCAGCCUGGCCCAGGGCCCUGCGUGAGUUGCAGUACUUGGCGGGCUCCACAAACCACGUAGUCACCAUUCCAUGUGUGAACCUGACGAGUGGCAGGAGCACGAGUUGCAAGCAUGGGGGUGCGAAAUCAUUCGCUGACCUGUUCGACCUGACAGAUUGGGGCUUGACACCCUUCGACGCCGAGCUCGACUCGGAUCAAUGCGUUCGGUUUUCAAUGUGCAGCCUUCCUUCCUGCGCAGGCGACAUGGCGCCGAAGACAAUACAGGAAUGGACAGACGCUGUGUCUUCAUGUCGCUCCGUUGGAGUCGAGGCGCUGAGUGCGGAUCGCGUCGUCGUACAGCACACCCAGCUGAGCACGGCCCGCAUCGACAAUCUCAUGUCUCCCGUCCCCGAGGCAACGAUCUCACACCCUGGCCGAGCGGACAAUUGGCCGCAAUUCAAUUUUUCCGCGGCCCGUGAAGCAGAGGUUGAGCGCAUCUUGGCCGCAAACGGGCUGCGCCCAUCAACUGGCGGGCACGCGGGGAAUUAUGUCGUGUACAAUUGGCGAUCGGAGGCGGUGGCCGACAUCAACUACACACAAUGCGCGCAGGAGCUCUUGUCACACAUCAGGGCCCAUUCAAUCAAGUCUGGCAAGCGCCUCGUGCUGGUCUCCGACAUGCCGUUCAACAUUAGCGCCAUGCCCUCAUUGUGGGGCAGCGGCGCCUUGAAGAUAGGACGAGAGCCGACGUUCCCUGCGGCACGCAAGAUGCUCAUUGACGCCGGCUUCACUAAGAUCGAGAUUAUGGCAACUAAAGCGGGGUAUGACCUAAGGAGAGUGCCCCCGUCCUACGUCAGCAUCUGGGACGCCAUUAUCGCGCGCGGGGGCGAGAAACUAGUGCUCUGCAGGGCCGAAGAGUGCGCGCGGUGCGCCUUGCAUGGGAGCAAGUUCAUGUCAUUGCUGAGCUUGUCCGCCGAUUCGGCGCCGCUCCCACAUGGACAGGCGGGCGUGCUCUCCCGGCGCCUGAAGAUCUACACGCGUAUUGCCCGUAUUCCGAAGCUGGCGCUUCCAGAGCUACUGCCGUGCACGCGCUGCUUUGUUGCGGCCGUAACGAGCGAGGCCUUGAAAUUCAUGGCCAAAGAAACAUACAACAAAGGGAGCGAGGCCGCGCAGCUUCGACAGGAGUGGGCCAACAAGUACCGGCUCCCCCUGCAGGCGGUCGGGCUAGAGGAUGACGUCGGCAACGAGCUGAAUCUCGACGACACCCCUUCGUCAUUGGGCUGGAAGCCUGGAGCGGACGUGGUGCGAGUCGUUGCCUUCCCGAAGGAAGAGGCGUACAUGGAGCGGGAGUCCGGCCAGACCAACCUCCCACAGGCAGGCGCGGCGACCGCGUCUGCGCAGCUCUCCGCCUCCAACGGCGACGGCGCGAGGGCGGAGGCGGAGCUGGCGGCCCCUGCGGCCGCCCCGCCCCCGGACUCCAACAAGGGCGAGCAGGUGGGCAGCGGCAAGCGCGCGGCGGCGGCCUCUGCCGCUGAGGCCCCGCCGAAGCAGGCCAAGGUGGGCAGCGCGGCGGCGCCGAAGAAGGCGGCGGGCUCCGCCAAGAGUGCAGCGGCCGCCAGAGCAUCGGAGGCCAGCCCGGAGGGCGACGAGAAGAUCAUCUUCCAGCAGUCGAACCCCAAGCGGGUUUUGAGCCGGAGUGUUCCGCGCAGCAGCCAGGCGUGUCCUUUUGGCGCAGGCUGGCAGCGACUCGUACAAUAGGUACGAGAAGUACAAGAAGGCCAAGACACCCAACGAGGCUAUCAGGCUGGGCGCGCUGAAGGGCGACAUAAAGAACGAUUUCCAGAAAGGCUUCGUCAAGCGAGCCUAGAAUGAGGCCACCUGGACCUCCCCACUUACGCGAGCAGGCUCGCGUGAGUUGCUUUCUCACAGCAAGGUAGGGCGAACUAGCGUAAGUUAAGAUGUGAUGCUUAUGCGACGGAAAGUGUACCUCACUGUGCGCUAGUUUAACACAAGCGGCUCUCAGCAUGCCAAUAUUAUGUAUAUACACUUUACUGAUUUAAGCAUCAUGUCAACAAACGUGUAUGGUACGCGUGAUCGCCACUGCUGUGUCGUAUAAGUUACGUGUUCCCGGGUUGUGGGUACAGUGUUUCAACAUAUGUAGUGUUUGUUACCGCUAUGCCCAUGCGUCUCUCA
Molecule: messenger RNA, 3627 nt
Organism: Prorocentrum cordatum
Lineage: Eukaryota; Dinophyceae; Prorocentrales; Prorocentraceae
Source: the annotation of a GenBank genome assembly